UUAGAAGGUAAUGAUCUGCAGCAUUAAUAUUGUUAGCUUGUAGCUCUUUAGGGGAAGAUUGAAUAUGUUGAUCUGCGAAGGUAGAUUAUGUUUACUUUGCAGGAAGUGAAAGUGAAAGUAUGACUAUGACUACACGGAAGCUAAAGAAUACCACCAGCAAAAGAAAAUGACUUCUAAGUUUUCAGAGGAGGAUUUCUCCUGUCCUGUGUGCUUUGAAAUCUUCAAGAAUCCGGUUCUCCUUCAAUGUAGUCACAGUGUGUGUAAAGCGUGCCUGGAGCAGUACUGGGAGACCAAAGGAUCCAGAGAUUGUCCUGUUUGUAGAAAAAGAGCGUCCUUGAGUCCACCACCUAUUAACUUUGCUUUAAGAAACCUGUGUGAGACUUUCUUACAGGAGAGAAGUCAGAGAUCUCCACCAGAGUCUGAAACAGUCUGCAGUCUGCACAGUGAGAAACUCAAUGUCUUCUGUCUGGAUGAUAAAGAGCCAGUGUGUGUGGUGUGUCAAACUUCAAGAAAACACACCGACCACAAAUUCUGCCCCAUUGACGAAGCAGUAACUGACUGUAAGGAGGAGCUCAAGACUGAACUAAAACUCAUACAGGAGAAACUGGAGAACAUUAAACACUGUAAACUGAACUGGAGUCAGACUGCAGAACAUAUAAAGAUUCAGGCCCAACACACAGAGCGGCAGAUUAAGGAGGAGUUUGAGAAGCUCCACCAGUUUCUACGAGAUGAAGAGGCAGUCAGGAUCGCUGCACUGAGAGAGGAAGAGGAGCAGAAGAGUCAAAUGAUGAAGGAGAAGAUUGAGAAUCUGAGCAGAAAUAUAUCGUCUCUUUCAGACACAAUCAGAGUCAUAGAAGAGGAGAUGAGAGCUGAAGACAUCUCGUUCUUACAACACUACAAGGCCACAGUGAAAAGAGCUCAGUGUACACUGCAGCAUCCAGAGGAGCUUUCAGGAGCACUGAUCCAUGUGGCAAAACAUCUGGCCAACCUGAAGUUCAGAGUCUGGGAGAAGAUGCAGGAUGCUGUCCAAUACAUGCCUAUAACACUGGACCCAAAUACUGCAAAUCCUUUUCUCAUUGUAUCUGAUGAUCUGACCAGAGUGAGAGUUAGAGAAGAGGAACAGAAGCUGCCAGACAAUCCAGAGAGACUAGAUGCUUGCUUAUGCAUCCUGGGCUCAGAGGGUUUUAGCUCAGGGUCACACUGGUGGGAUGUUGAAGUUGGAGAUUGUGCAGCCUGGUCACUGGGUGUGAUGACAGAAUCUGCCAAAAGGAAGGGAGAGAUAAACUCCAGAAGUGGACUCUGGUACAUGUGGUAUUAUGAAGGUGAAUAUGGAGGAGGUUCUACACCACAUCAACACAGUGUGUUCUCAUUAGAACAGACACUUCAGAGGAUCAGAGUGCAACUGGACUGGGACAGAGGAAAGCUGUCAUUCUCUGACCCUCUUACUGGUACACAUAUAUACACUUUCACGCACACAUUUACUGACAAAUUACUGCCAUAUUUAGCUGUUGGUUCUGUGGAGUCUUCUCUGAAGGUCCUCCCCAUUCAGUACUAUGGAAAUGUGAAUCACUUAAGGUGUACGUAAGCUCAGCUCGUAAAGUUAUUAAAACAGAGAUUUUAAUAUGACGGAGUAUUAGGCCUCAGAUAUUUGUUAUUUUAAUUUUGAACUUAAAUCGGGUUUUAUUGAAAGAUGUACAGGCUGACUAACUGCAUUUACAAUAAUCAUCUUUUUGGCAUCAUAAAUGCACUAAUAUUAAAUAUAUUUAUCUCACAAUGUCAUGUUCAAUUACACCAAUCGUGCAAAUGUCUUCUGCCGAGCGUACUACAUUCUGAAGACUGUAGAAUUUGUUUGGU
Molecule: messenger RNA, 1854 nt
Organism: Ictalurus furcatus (blue catfish)
Lineage: Eukaryota; Metazoa; Chordata; Actinopteri; Siluriformes; Ictaluridae
Product: E3 ubiquitin-protein ligase TRIM35-like
Exons: 6
Coding region: 167-1585 (472 amino acids)
Molecular function (GO): zinc ion binding; protein binding
Source: RefSeq, a predicted model, not a curated record